AUGUGUUGGUUCAAAGCGACCGUUCGUGAAGUACGUGGUCGUUCUUCUCUGCUCUUCCACGUUGGGUGUGACAUUGUCCAGCGUCCGUUAUCGGCAGCAGUAGCAGCACCAACGUCUUGUCCAUCAUUGCAGUCCGGGAACCACGCUCACUCUGCGAUGGAAACGUCCUCUGAAGCUGGAAUGACGAGACAGGAGGAGGAACUGUUUCCCAAAGUCGCUCCGAAUGUCCGGAUGCUCGUGUUCCCCUUGCGCUUUCUCGGGUAUUGGCUGAAGCGCAAACUCUGGACGAAGAACGCUCAUGCAGCAUCGGCACGAACGCUUUUGGACCGUAUCGUCUUUGGAGAGGGGCCUCGCUUUCGGAUCGCAACGAAGGAGCUCUACUUUAGCGACAUGCACGACAAGAAGGUCAUCAAGUAUUCGUUAGCAACUGGCGAGAAGACGGAGGUGUACCACGACUCGGAAGAUCUGCUCUCGGGUCUGGGCUGGUUACCUGAUGGACGGCUCCUCAUUUCGUCCAUGAAGAAACGACAGGUGCUUGUUCACGACGAGGCAGCUGAUACGACUGAGGUGUACGCGGACGUGAAGGACGUGACGCACGUUCGAGUCAACGAUAUGGUCGUAGCGACUUCAGGUCGCGCUUAUGUCGGUAGCUUUGGCUUCCACUUUGACGACAUGCAGUCCAUGCGAAGCUCUACGAUUGUGAGCAUUGGCACGGACGGCACUGUUCGUGUGGAAGCCACCGGCGUGGUGUUCCCGAAUGGAAUGGUGAUCACCCCUGAUGGCAAGACACUGAUUGUUGGCGAGACGUUUGAAGGGCGACUGACAGCUUACGAUAUUGAUCCGGACGGUAGGCUCAGGAACCGCCGCGUGUGGGCACCCGUUGGCUCACCCGUUGACGGUAUUUGUCUCGAUGCGGAAGGGUGCAUCUGGGUCAGCAUUGUUCAGUCCGGGCUCUUUCCAACUGGAGGUGGCCUCGUCCGACUCAAAGAAGGCGGGGAGACUAUGGAUGUACUUGGCUUUGGCGCGAAUGGCAUUACAAACUCGGUCUUUGCGUGUCAACUUGGUACGGACGUUGAAGGCAAGCACCAGCUUUUCUUCCUGGAAGCAGGAACGUCAUCCGACCGUUUGAUUUGGAAAGAGGGGCCUGAAGAAGCGAGGAAAAAUGGUCAACUGCGUGCGAUCGAGGUGAAGGUCGGACCAGCACGGAUGCCGGGCAAUGACAAUUAUUGUGGCGGAUAUUGUUGA
Peronospora matthiolae is the source of this 1245-nucleotide messenger RNA. The record is from the annotation of a GenBank genome assembly. NCBI's taxonomy places the organism in Eukaryota, Oomycota, Peronosporomycetes, Peronosporales, Peronosporaceae.